This is a messenger RNA of Suncus etruscus (white-toothed pygmy shrew), 2742 nucleotides long. RefSeq names its product ankyrin repeat domain 34B (gene ANKRD34B). Bases 441 to 1982 code for a protein of 513 amino acids. NCBI's taxonomy places the organism in Eukaryota, Metazoa, Chordata, Mammalia, Eulipotyphla, Soricidae. Gene Ontology annotation, molecular function: protein binding. The record is from RefSeq and is a predicted model, not a curated record. The transcript has 4 exons.
GCCUGCUUGGAAGCUGACAUUGGUUGAAUGCCUAAGUAGCAAGUGCAUUAGAAUCUCCUAGUCAAAUCUUUAUAAUGAUCUGCUGCCAUUAUCUUCAGUAGCCUCAUUUUAGGGGUGAAGGCCAGUUUUUAAGGAACAGUUUCCCAAGGGUGGAUCGCUUAAGAAGAGACAAGGCCAGGUUGGAGAUCCCAUCUGCUGCCUCCUCUGAGCAUGCUAAGACUCUAAUCUUGUGGGCAGGACUAGGAACUGACAGCCGGUGGACAGAAAACUCAGACAGGGAGAGACGAGACCUAUGUCAAGUGGGCAAUUUGGAAUCAUGUUUACAGCUCUUUUCAGAUGCUUUGCUUUCAGAAUAGACUUCUGAAUUAGAACCAAGCUUCUCAACCAAACUUCGGUUGCUGAGUUCCUGGGUUGCAGAUACUGAUUUCUGACUUUGGAAGAUGGAUGAAGGUGUCGACCUUUCCAGCGAUGGCAAUUCCUUGAUCAAAGCCGUGCACCAGAGUCGCCUGCGCCUCACUAGACUCUUGUUGGAAGGUGGAGCCUACAUUAACGAGAGCAAUGACCGAGGAGAGACGCCUUUAAUGAUCGCUUGUAAGUCCAAGCAUGUAGAUCACCAGAGUGUCAGUAAAGCCAAAAUGGUUAAGUACCUGCUUGAAAACCAUGCGGAUCCCAACAUCCAGGACAAAUCUGGGAAAACCGCUUUGAUGCAUGCUUGCCUAGAGAGAGCUGGUCCAGAGGUGGUUUCCUUGCUGCUCAAGAGUGGGGCCGACCUCAGCUUGCAAGACCAUUCCGGUUACUCGGCCCUGGUGUAUGCUAUCAAUUCCGAAGACAGAGAGACCUUGAAAGUUCUCCUUAGCGCUUGCAAGGCCAAAGGGAAAGAGGUCAUUAUCAUAACCACAGCAAAGUCGCCCUCGGGCAGGCACACAACCAAACAGUACUUAAAUAUGCCUCCAGGAGAUCUGGACGAGUGUGACUCUCCAGACACCUGCACCACCCCUUCCGAAAUCGAUAUCAAAACCGCCUCCUCGCAGCUCACCCCUUCGGAAACCGAGAAGAUGCUUUUUGGCUUUCAAGAUCUGGAGUCUCCAGGGAGCAGUGAUGAUUCCAGGGACCCUGACUCCCCGGUGAAGAAACCAGCCUUGGUCCCUCCUGGGCCCAAGCUAUCCCAGGCGGCACCCCGGAUCAAGAAUACCCCGUCCUUGAUGCAUCAGAACAGAGUGGCCUCUUUGCAAGAGGAACUCCAAGAUAUUACUCCGGAGGAAGAGUUAUCCUACAAAGUCAACAGCCUCGCCCUUUCCAAGCGCUUCAUCACCAGGCAUCAGAGCAUCGAUAUCAAAGACACUGCGCAUUUGCUGAGAGCCUUUGAUCAAGCCAACUCCAGAAAGAUGUCCUAUGAGGAAAUAAAUUAUCCUUCUUUUUUCCCAGAAGGAAAUCAACAGAGCAUGGACAUCCCUAUGGACCAAGACCCGGACUCGAACCAGACCAUCUUUGCUUCCACCUUACAAAGUAUCGUUCAGAAAAGAAACUCGGGAGCAAAUCACUAUAGUUCUGAUUCUCAACUCUCAGCUGGUCCCACCCCAGCAUCUUCAGAGGAUGGCAAAGCACCGGUUGGGAAGAAAAAGAUCCUCUCGCCGGGUUCUUCCUUGCUGUCGGGAUCCAAAGAAGUGCAGGAGAACAUAGCACCAGGGUCCCUGAGCCGGAGAAACCACGCGGUGCUAGAAAGGAGGGGCUCCGGGGCUUUUCCUUUAGAUCACAGUGUCACCCUAAGUAGACCAGGAUUUCUGCCACCACUUAAUGUAAAUCCUCACCCUCCCUUCUCAGAUAUCAAUGCCAACAAUAAGCUCUCCAGCCUUCUUUCUUGUGGUCAGAAAGUACUUAUGCCCACGGCUCCUGUUUUCCCUAAAGAAUACAAAAGUAAAAAAAUGUUGUUCCGGAGACAAUCUUUGCAAACUGAACAAAUCAAACAGUUAGUAAAUUUUUAAGAGAUGGCUGGAAAGCACAUUUUGCUCAAGCUAUGUCAUAGAUCUAUAGAACUAAGGAAAAAAAAAUCUCAUGUGGUCAUCGUUUUACAUCUUAGAACUGGUAUGGUCUGUGUAUUGUACUAGACACUGUGAAUCCAGAAGUAAUAUAUACCAGUAGUUUCACUAAAGGAAUUCCCUCAAAAUUUAAAGCUUUUAUUUUUCAAAAAGCUUCAAUAUUCAGUAAAUUUUAUGUGAUCCAAUAUUUAAAAUUUAAACAAAAAUAAGCAAAGAAGCUCACAUUUUGAAGAUAAAGUUUUUUAGAUUUGCCAGUUUAUUAAGUUCAGGUCAAUAAAUAAGAUUGAUUUCUCGUGAUGCAUAAAAUAAAAACAGUGACAGCGAUAUAUAGUCUCUAACUUAUAAGACUAAACUGCAAAGAAAGCUUAAAAUAAUUCUUUUAAAAUGUUGACUGCAAGCUGUUGGAGAUGGCAGAAAGGGCAGAACAGAACUCCAUUUGAUCUUGAACACUGCAUAGUUCUCCAAGUGGGUGUAGCCCCUGACCAUUGCCAGGUGUGGUCAAAAAAGCGGGAGAUGGUGGUCAGAACAAUAGUUCAGUGGAUAGGGUGUUUUUGCCUUGCAUGCAGCCUUUUCAGUUUCAUUCUUGGCAUCCCAUAUAGUUCCCCUGAUCCCUUAAGAGUAAUUCUUCAGGAUUAAUUCCUGAGUGCAGAGCCAGGAGAAAAUCUGAGGACAGCCAGGGAUAACAACAAAACAAAACAAAAUAAAA